Messenger RNA from Trichomonas vaginalis G3, 576 nucleotides. RefSeq names its product guanylate cyclase protein. The transcript has a single exon. NCBI's taxonomy places the organism in Eukaryota, Parabasalia, Trichomonadida, Trichomonadidae. The coding region runs from base 1 to 576 and encodes 191 amino acids. The record is from RefSeq and is a predicted model, not a curated record.
AUGAUAUACGUGUCAAUCGCUGUCAAUGGAGACAAAAGAGUUGCAGCAAAAUCAUUUUUGACAAUUCCAAAACACGUUAUUUCAAAAUUGGUCGAUAGUUUGAAGAUGAAUACCGGCAAAAACAACUUAGAAGAAGAAGAUUUCGAUGAAGUAAAUGAAGUACAAAGGAACAGACAAGAAGAAAACUUCAUUGCACUUUUGGCAACAACAUCUUCUGCUUCUCGUGUUUUCAUGAAAUUGACAACACAUGUUUUAAUUGCCAUUUUCAUUUUGAUGGUUUUAUCUGUUUGUUGCAUCAUGUUCUCCGCAUACAACAUUGUUUCUUCCAAUGAAAUCAUUCGUUUGGCAUCCCCUCACGCCAUGAAUUUCUUAACAAUGUAUACGAUGUUGGCGAACUCAAUUAUUCCUGUUAUGUCUGUUGUUGUUAAUGAUUUAGGAACUCCUAUUUUAGGUGCAAAUAGAACUGAAUCAAUACAAGGAAUAUUUACAACAAUUGCUUAUGCAAUGAGUUUCUAUGAAACAGCAAGAUUUGGUAAAGUAGAAGACAAUAUAAGACCUUUAUCUUAUAUAGAUUAA